Molecule: messenger RNA, 1335 nt
Organism: Dictyostelium discoideum AX4
Lineage: Eukaryota; Evosea; Eumycetozoa; Dictyosteliales; Dictyosteliaceae
Exons: 6
Biological process (GO): DNA recombination; DNA transposition; DNA integration
Molecular function (GO): endonuclease activity; nucleic acid binding; hydrolase activity
Source: RefSeq, a predicted model, not a curated record
AUGAAACAAGAUAAAAUAAAUGAAAUUAUAAAUUAUUUAAAAUUUAUUGAAGAUAAUAAUUUUGAAAAUACUAAACAUAAAAAUUAUAAAUUUUUACAUGAUGAAAACAGAAAAGAAAAAUUAUUUAGAAUUGAAAAAAAAGUCAUGAAUUGUGGCGGAGAUAGAAAUAUAUCAAAAGAAGUGUGUUUAGAAGUAAUUAAUGAUUAUAGAAUGGUAUCACUCUGGGAAGAAAUGCAUAAAGGUCAUAUAGGAAGAGAUGCAACCUAUGGGAACUACAAGACUAAAUAUUAUAAUAUGGGAUUGUAUUCUUUUGUAUCUGAUGCAGUAGAUACGUGUGACAUUUGCCAACGAAAUAGAAUAAAAGGUAUAACAAAGGAUUUUGCUCCAAUUGUAGAUACCGAGGAAUACUCAAGAUUGGUUUAUGAUUUAACAUCAAUUAAAGGUGAACAUAAAGAAAAAGUUACAUACGAUGAUGAUAAUGAAAAGAUACUAACUAAACUAGAUGAUCUUAUCCAAUAUGACUCUGUACAACCGUACGACACCGAUGUUGUUUACAUUAUUCUAUGCAUAGAUUCUUUUACAAAAUUUGCUACUGGAAGAUGUUUGACAACAAAGAGAACAGUUCCCAUAUACAAUUUUUUGGCUCUCACGUACUUUGGCAAACCUGUGAAAGUAUGGCACUGCGAUAAUGGACGUGAAUUUAAAAACAAAGUCCAAAAAGAAUUCCUAAAACUUUUUCCAGGCUCCAAGUCAGCACAUGGAGCUCCUCGUACACCAACAACUCAAGGUAUGGUAGAAAGAUUGAAUCGAACUAUCAAGGAGAGGAUCUCAAAAUUAAAACAACAAGAUUUUCUUGAUGGUACUUCUAGGUCUCUUUCUGAACUAUUAAAACAAGCUUUGUAUGAUUACAAUAAUACAAAAACAAGAACAAUUAAAAUGAAACCAUCUCAAGCUGUUGGUAUUGUUCCUUUGUUUAUUAAUGUUCAAUCAGAACAAGACUCUCAAUCAAUUGGUGUUUCAGAUGUUUCAAAAGAAGAAAGAACAGCUAUUAUUCUUGAAAAUCUCACAAGUUACCAAAAUCAAUGGAAUUCAAAACCACCAAAGGGAUUGAAAGUUGGUGAUACUGUACUCUUUCUAGAAAUUAAAAAAAAUAAUAAAAUAUUGAUUUUGUGUAAAAUUCAUAAGGUAAUACAGGAAGACACUAAACAACUUUAUAAACUUGAAUUUUUGGAAGAUGGAAUCAAUAGCCUUCAAAAAAAAGGUUUAUACUCUGGUUUUGUAGGAGGUAACAAGUUGGUUCUUUAUAAACAAUCAACAGUUGAUAUUUUUAGAACA